This is a messenger RNA of Cinara cedri, 1066 nucleotides long. NCBI's taxonomy places the organism in Eukaryota, Metazoa, Arthropoda, Insecta, Hemiptera, Aphididae. The record is from the annotation of a GenBank genome assembly.
UUCAUCACGCCACUUCGCCGCCGGCGUUUUAAUCUCCUGCUAAAAACAGUAUAAAUACGGAUUCAGAGUCUCUGUUCAGACACAACACAUCUUUUUGUGCAAUUUUAUUCUUCGGUGAGUACUCACAACUUUUAUAAUAUAUUUUACGAGAACGAAAACAAUUUAUUUUCUAUUCGGUCAAUUUUAUUAUUAUAUUUUUUUAUUCCUGUUUGUAGUCUUCACUUCGUUUCACGAAAACAAAACCAAAUAUCAAAAAUGGGCGCUGAAAAGGUAUCCAUGAACAUCGUUGUCGUCGGACAAGUCCAAUCUGCCAAGGCCAUCAAAACCGUCGCAAAGGCCGCCCCAGCCACCAGCCAACUUAUGGUGAGUGUAAUAACUGUUUAAUAGUACUUAUUAAUUAUUCCUCAAAUACAUACAAUUUUCUACUAAGCGAUAAUAAUUUUAAAAUCGAUAUUUUUCUCGACGAAUAUUUAAAAAAAAAAUUAAACUUUUUUCUAACGCUUAUAAUGAUUCUUUUUUUCCACUAGAAAUGCAUAUUAGUAUAGAUAUGAUUUUUUUUAUUUUAUAACACAAUGUUAAAACGCGAUGCUAUUAUAAUGUAUCGGUACUUAUAAAAAAAAAAAAAAACGAUAGCCAAAUCAUUUUCUCAUACUACACGAUACCUGAAUAUCCAAAUGUGUUGGUUUUCAAAUUUUCAGUAUAAUACAUUUUUCAGAACGAGGAUAAUUUAUCAUAUUUUAUAUAUUUUAAAUAAAAUUAUUUACACAUUUUUGGCUACACUAAAUACUAAAAUAUUUUAUAUUACUUAUAAUUAUUUAUUUUGUUUUUUUUCAGUCCUGUUAAUCUCAUGUAGUCCAUACAUUGCAAACUCAAAAAUGCCAUAGUCCAAACAAUGCGUAUUAUGUGUGUAAUUAUUAAUUAAUAAUAUGUGUAAUAUGUAUUGACACCUCAAAAUAAACCAGUCUAAUCCGUUACAUCACGUUUUUUAUUUUUUUAUUUGUUCAUAUUUGUAUAAUACCUAUUUGAUUAAAGGUUCUGGUAAAUUAACAUAUACGAAUAAAAGUUG